Molecule: messenger RNA, 811 nt
Organism: Bactrocera dorsalis (oriental fruit fly)
Lineage: Eukaryota; Metazoa; Arthropoda; Insecta; Diptera; Tephritidae
Product: C-type lectin 37Db
Exons: 3
Coding region: 77-697 (206 amino acids)
Biological process (GO): biological process involved in interspecies interaction between organisms
Cellular component (GO): external side of plasma membrane
Molecular function (GO): carbohydrate binding
Source: RefSeq, a predicted model, not a curated record
GAUUGAUUCAUUCGCAAUUUGGAUCCACCACCAACUGGACGCGCAGACGUUUGAGCUUAAAAAAUAUACUUGAAUUAUGGGAGACGUGCGAUAUAUUCCGUUUAUUUUACUUUUUAUUAAUGCUUUAUUAUUCACUGCAGGCAGUACAUCGGUUCAAGAAGGUGAAAAUGUGGAUUUACAACCCUUUGUUAAAGUUGGUAGCAAGCAUUAUUUAGUGACUCACGGCUUAGAGAUGAAUUGGUUCGAAGCUGUUCAUUUCUGUCGUUCUUACGACAGUGAUUUGCUAACGAUUGAAUCGCUGGCUGAAAAGAAUGCUUUAUAUUUGCACUUGUCGCCGUUGUGGAAAAUUAGUCAAAUGCGUGUUUGGACAAGUAGCAACGAUUUGUCGGUGGAAGGCACCUUCAUGUCGCUGAAUAGUGGACGUCCAAUGCUUUAUACAUUCUGGGGACAGAACGAACCGAACAAUGCGGGAGAUGGGGAGGAUUGUGUAGAAGUCAUCCUACGCAGUGAUCUUUAUUUCAUUAACGAUAAUAAUUGUUCAACACAAAUGCAAGUUAUAUGCGAAAAGCGUUCACCGUUAAAUGCGCGUAACUCCGCCACAAAAUCAAACUUUGAGAAUAUAACUGAGAAUUGUGGUUUAAAAAAACUAGUGGAAGUAUUUCUACAAUCUGCAAAUGUUUUAAACUGCAGGGCAUAAUAUUAUGUAAAUAAACAUCUUUUUAUUUUAUUUCGAAAAUAUAGUGAUGCUUGUAUAGCUUGUUUUGUAACCUGCUGUGGUUUUUGUGUUAAAAUAAAGAGUAAUAAUAGUAAA